Mesocestoides corti is the source of this 1539-nucleotide messenger RNA. Lineage: Eukaryota; Metazoa; Platyhelminthes; Cestoda; Cyclophyllidea; Mesocestoididae. The record is from the annotation of a GenBank genome assembly.
AUGCAGUUCGCCCUUCCACUGGUCGUUCCUCUCCUUUUAGCCCAUUAUGUGAACUCAAAUACCCUCUCUCGUAGCAUUUACCUACCUCCUUCACCUAUCUCAUUCCCCACCUCUCCUCCAGAAUCCAGCUUUGAGGAUAGUUUCGUAAAUGAAUAUAAUGUGUAUGAAGCACGAGAGACAUAUACAGAGCCUUCUACCACUCCUGUGCCACCAACUCCGGCAAAAAGAAAGAGAAAGGGUCUUAGUCAGAGGGAGGAUAUUUUGGAAAAAAUCUUCCUUAACUACAAAACCCACGAGAGACCGACGGAGCUUCUAGACACUUCGACCGUAGUCAGGGUAAAUAUGAAGAUCCAGUCUAUCUUCUCAAUUGAUGUGCGCACGAUGGACUACUACGUUGACGCGCUGCUCCGACAAGCCUGGGUCGAUCCUCGAUUAGCAUGGGAUAAAAUGCCCGAGCACAGGAACUUUACUCAACCUAUAGUCUCACCGAAAAUGAAGAACCAACUGUGGCUGCCUGACUUAUUUUUCCGCAAUGGGAAAGAGGGAUAUCUUCACAAGAUGACUCUUCCAAACUACCUCCUACGUGUCUACCCCAACGGGCAGGUCCUGUACAGCCAGAAGAUCACGAUGCGCUUCGCGUGUCAGAUGGACCUCCAGACAUUUCCGAUGGAUGUUCAGGAGUGUGACAUUAACAUCGGCUCGUAUGGGUACACCCUAUCUGAGCUUAAAUUCAUGUGGAGUGAAACCUCGCCAAUUGAACUGAAUGACGAAAUGCAGCUGUCAGAGUUCAACGCUCCUAAACACUUUGCUACCUUCGACUGUACCUCACAGGCCUCCACUUCCACUGGAAAUUACACCUGUCUCCUCGCUAAGUUUUCAAUCGCACGUCAACUAGGCUCAUAUCUGGUGACCACGUACAUUCCCAAUAUCCUCAUUAUAAUGGUCUCGUGGUUGAGUUUUUGGGUUUCAGUUGACGCUGCCCCCGCUCGGGUGCCACUCGGCCUCAUGUCCCUUCUCGGUAUCCUGACUCAGGCGUCUUCAGUGGGCUCAAAUCUUCCACGAGUCUCCUACAUCAAAGCUCUUGACCUCUGGCUGAUCUUCUCUAUUAUUUUUGUUAUCAGCGUCCUGGUGGAGUACGCCCUGGCGAUUUCCUACCUGCGCAAAACACGGAAGUGUCAGUGGAAGGAUGAUUUACGGGCGAUCGUCCGGGAAGAACUCGCGCGGUGGUGCUCUGCCUGCCAGCAGAAGGAGCUAGAGAGCAUGAGGGCAGCGGGAGCAGUGGUGCCCAAGUACCAGGCCGACUACUACACCCAGAUGGAAGCCAUGAUCACGUUUCGCGACGCCAUUGAGCAAUAUCACAAAAAGCGUGAUGCGAGGUCUGGCAAGGGUGGCAUCAGCAAGUCCACAGCAAGAAUCAAAACUCUGACCGGUGUCACGGAUUCCGUUAUCGAUGGAUACAGCCGGUUCCUCUUUCCGUUGUGCUAUCUCGCUUAUAAUAUCUGCUAUUGGCUCUACUACCUUGUGCUGGUAAAGCACUGA